AUAUAUUAACUCUCGAGAAUUAAACAACAAACAUUUGUGAUUCUAGUAAAGAAGAAUCGGUUGCGCGUGUGUGCGAGAGUUAUAAAUAAAAAAACGUUUAAAAAAACGGCACCAAAAUGGGCAAUCUGGACACCGAUGCUGGAGUAACUUUCGAGCAGAGCUAUGCCACAACAAAUGGCAAUGGGAUUGGAAAUGGGAAACUUCCCAAUGGCCAAAGCAACGCAUCCAAUUCGAAUUUUUUACUAGACAACACUAUUGUGGACGAACAGCAGCGCGAGGCUUUAGUUCAGAUUCUAAAUCAAAGAAAAUUUUCGGCCCCAGCCUAUACGGAAAUACGUACAAGACGCAGUGCAGCCAAGGCGGCAGCCCAGGCAAUGAAAUUCAAGAAUGCCAACGCCAGUAACUAUCAUCCAGCCAAAAAUCUACAAAUUAAUGGACAAGUCCAUGCUCUGAAAGAGAAGCCCGAUUUCAAGCCCAGUCAAGUUGAGGGUAAACUAUCGCCUGAGAAAGAGCAUUAUGCGAAAACAUCCUUUGAAGAGGUGCCCUUACAUACCGCAUGCCUAACGUAUCUGGGAUUCUAUUUGCUAAUGAUAUUGGGUUACAUCAAUCAAUUGCUAUUUGUACCCAAGGUAGCCAGCGAGAAGGGACGCGAAGGAUAUGUGACUCUCUAUGAUGCAUUCGAAAGUUUCUAUUCGCGUUACGUGUAUCGCCGUAUCAAGGAUUGCUGGAAUCGUCCCAUCUGCAGUGUGCCCGGUGACGAGCUGACCCUUAAGGAUCGUGUCACAGAUGAUUAUGGCUGGAGUUUUAAAUUCACUGGAACUCAGACUCGUUGCCUCAAUUUGGGAUCGUAUAAUUAUUUGGGUUUUGCCGCUGCUACUGGCCGUUGUGCCGAUGAGUCCGAGGAUCGAGCCCGAACUGCUGGUCUAGCCUAUUGCAGUUCACGUUGUGAAUUGGGCAACACCGAACAGCACGAGGAAUUGGAAAAACUCACUGCCCGCUAUUUUGGUGUUGAAGAUGCCAUCGUUUUUGGCAUGGGCUUCGCCACAAAUGCUCUGAACUUGCCGUCCCUCUUGGGGCCCAAUUGUCUGGUUGUGAGUGAUGAGAAGAAUCAUGCUUCCAUCAUUUUGGGUCUGCGUCUAUCGGGUGCCACAAUUAAAGUAUUCAAACACAAUAGCAUGAAAGAUCUGGAACGUGUGCUGCGUGAAGGUGUCUGCUAUGGUAAUCCGAAAAAGGGUGGUCUGCCAUGGUCCAAAAUAAUGAUCAUUGUCGAGGGCAUCUUUUCGAUGGAGGGUUCGAUUGUACGUCUUCCCGAAGUAAUUGCAUUGAAAAAGAAAUACAAGGCCUAUUUGUAUUUGGAUGAGGCACACAGUGUUGGUGCUAUGGGAUCGAAUGGUCGUGGCAUAGCCGAUUACUUUAAAGUGGAUCCAAAAGAAGUGGACAUAUUGAUGGGCACUUUCACCAAGAGUUUUGGCAGUGCUGGCGGCUAUUUGGCUGGGUCUAAGAAAUUGAUUGACUUUUUGCGUACAAACAGUCACGCCCAUUGUUAUGCUGGUUCGAUAUCCCCUCCCGUUGUGCAGCAAAUUGUGACCUCCAUGAAAACGAUUAUGGGUGAAGAUGGUACUGAAACGGGUCGCAACAAGAUAAUGCAAUUGGCCAGAAAUACCAGAUAUUUCCGCAAACGUUUGGCCCAAAUUGGAGUAAUCACCUAUGGCCAUGAAGAUUCGCCAGUGGUGCCCAUGUUGGUAUAUUUGUUUUCGAAAAUUGGUGCUGUGGUCCGUACCCUAACUACCCGUCAUAUAGCUGUGGUGGGCGCUGGUUUCCCAGCCACUCCCAUUAUGGAAGGACGUAUACGUUUCUGUCUAUCGGCUGCCCAUACCAAAGAGCAAUUGGACUAUGCCUUGGAAGUGAUUGAUGAAAUCAGUGAUGAUUUGGGUCUAAAAUAUUCUCGCAAACCUCGUGAUCCGAAUCCCAUUGAGUACUAGGAGAUGCUUACUACUACUACUACUAAACGCAACUCGCAUUAGCCAUUUAAGUCAAAAGUCACACAGUCCACAUAUAAAUUUGCUAAAUUAAUUCAUUGCUAUAAUUAAUUUAAGACAAGUUUUGCAACAAAACAAAAAAAAAACAAAAGUAACAUCCACAAAUUAAUUGACUUUGCCCCCCAAAAAAUGAGAAUAGGGGUAUCGAAAUGUGAAACAAUUGCAACAACAAA
Molecule: messenger RNA, 2212 nt
Organism: Drosophila willistoni
Lineage: Eukaryota; Metazoa; Arthropoda; Insecta; Diptera; Drosophilidae
Gene: lace
Product: serine palmitoyltransferase 2
Exons: 4
Coding region: 117-1982 (621 amino acids)
Biological process (GO): sphingosine biosynthetic process; ceramide biosynthetic process
Cellular component (GO): serine palmitoyltransferase complex
Molecular function (GO): pyridoxal phosphate binding; serine C-palmitoyltransferase activity
Source: RefSeq, a predicted model, not a curated record